Molecule: messenger RNA, 3987 nt
Organism: Paramecium primaurelia
Lineage: Eukaryota; Ciliophora; Oligohymenophorea; Peniculida; Parameciidae
Source: the annotation of a GenBank genome assembly
AUGAAUCAUACUGAAAUUUCUUAAGAAGAGCCUCUUCUAGAAAAGAAAUCCUAAAGACCUCCUGGGUUGUUAUCGAGAACCUUAUUUCUUUAUGUUUUUCCAUUACUCAGACUAGCCAAUAAAACUCCAUUAGAAUUUGAAAUGGUUAAAGACUUAUAAAUAGAGGAUUAAAGUGAAUCAUUAUUUAAUAGAAUGAAUUCAACCUUUUAGAUUUACAAACAUGAAAGAUUUGCACUUUACAAAUCCCUUUUUUUUACAUUUAAAAGUAUAUUCUUAAUAGUAAAUGUAGAACAAUUUUUUAUAGUGUAUAUCAUAAUCUUAAUUUGGAAUAUUUCUUUAAUGUAUGGUCCUAUUAUGAUUCGUUAAACUCUCUCUUAUAUUGACAAUUCUGAACAUACUUUAGGCAAAAGCUUUUAAUGGUUAGGUAUAAUAAUAGUUGUUAGAGUUUUUAAUGCAAUAACUUAUUAAAAUAGUUUCUAUAUGUUGGUAUUUUAAAUGAUUAAAAUUUUAGAGAAAACUAGGAUAUGAUUAACAUUCAGCAGUUAGUGUCUCUGUGAUGAAAAAAACUCUAAAUGUAUCAUUUUAGAGUAAUAAGCAAUACAAGACAGGUGAAAUAAUGAAUAUUAUGUAAGUUGACUUAUAAAGAAUAUUAUAAUUUAAUAUAGCUGUAGCUUCAGUUAUUUUUUUACCAUUUUAAAUAGGAAUCUCUUUUUAUUUAUUAUUUGAUUUUAUUGGUGUUUCAUGUUUAGCUGGUUUUGGUGUAAUGAUUUUAGGAUUACUGAUAAAUUUUUUACUUGGAAGAUGGGGUUGGAGAUUGUAAAAAUAAGUGAUGGUUGCAAAAGAUAAUAGAACAAAAUAAGCAUAUGAAAUAUUUUCUUAAAUUAAAUUUAUUAAAGCAAAUGCUUUUGAGGAUUAUUUUAAAAAUAAAUUAUUAAAAUUUAGAGAAAAGGAGAUUCAAUUAAUUAAAAAGAAAAAUAUUGUGAGUGGUUUAUUUACAUUAGCAUUUUUAAUGACACCAUAACUUACAUUAAAUGUUACUUUAGCUGUAUAUAUAUGGCUUUAAUAUAAUCUAACACCUGCUGAUACAUUUACUAUAAUCAGUUUAUUUAAUAUCUUACAAUAAUCUGCUAGUGCUUUACCAAGCUUUAUUAAUUAAAUUAUUGAAGCCAAUAUAAGUAUUAAAAGAAUAUAGAAUUUCUUAUUAACUGAUGAACUUAUGAAUGAUUGUAUUUAAAAUGUAAAUGAUGUUCUUGGAAAUUCUAUAGAAAUUGAAGGAACUUUCUUUUGGGAUUAAAUCAAAAAUAAUUAAGAUCCCAAUAAAUCUACUUAUAUUGUACCAAUAAAUUAAGUAAUAGAUCCAAUUUUAAGAAAUUUACAAUUAAAAAUUUAAAUUGGUGAAUUUGUUACCAUAAUUGGAGAGUAAUUAAUAUAUUUAUAUAAUUUAGUGUUGCAAGUGGCAAAAGUUCUUUAAUAAGUGCAAUUUUAGGAGAAAUGGUUUAUAAUGUUUAAAGAUAAGCACCAACCAUAAAAAUAAAUGGAAGAGUAGCUUAUGUAAGUUAAAAGAGUUGGAUAUAAAAUGCUACUUUAAGAGAUAAUAUUUUGUUUGGUUUGCCUUAUGAUGAAAAGAAAUAUAAUGAUGCUAUAAAAUAUUCUUGUUUAGAAUAAGACAUUAAAAUUUUAGACAAAGGAGAAACUACUAUGAUUGGAGAGAAAGGUGUUAAUUUGAGUGGAGGAUAAAAAGCUAGGAUUAGUUUAGCCAGAGCAUUAUAUAGUGAUUGUGAUAUCUAUUUAUUGGAUGAUCUAAUAAGUGCAGUUGAUAUGCAUGUGGGCAAAUUUAUAAUAGAGAAAUGUUUAUGUGAACAUUUGAAUGGUAAAACUAUAAUAUUAAUUACUCAUGCUCUUUAUUCUUGUUAAUUUGCUGAUAGAAUUAUUUUAAUGGAUAAUGGUUAAAUAAUUAAGGAAGGAACUCUUGAUGAUAUUAAAGAAUGUGAUAAAUUUGAUUAAAUUUAUUAAAAAUAUUUUAAAGAAUAGAAAAAUGAAUAGAAAGAUGAUUAGGAAGAAGAAUUAGAAGUACUAAAAUUAUAAAAAAAAAAAUCAUCUACAUAAUAUAUAAAUAAUACUAAUAAGGAUUAAGUAGAUGAUUUAAUGAUUUUAGAAGAUAGAAAAGUUGGUAGUGUUUAAUCAGAUGUAUAUAAAGAAUAUUUUAAAAUGAAUGGAGGAUGUUUAUUCUUUACAUUCAAUUUAAUUGUUGUUAUUAUAUAAGUUAUAGCUAGAUUUGGAUCACAAAUAUGGUUGGCAAAAUGGUCUGGAUAAAAUGACUUAACAUAUGAUGAAAACUUACAUAAUCUAAUGAUUUUCUCUUUCUUUUCUCUAAGUUUUGGCUUUUUUGCUUUGAUUCGUAUUUUAACUUUAUCUAGAGAAAGUGUUAAUACUGCUAAUAAAAUACAUACAAGAAUGAUAGAGUAAUUCUAAUUAUAUUAUUUAUUAGUUAAUUACUUUAUGCACCAUUAUGUUAAUUUUUUGAAAGGAUUCCAUUAGGUGUAUUAAUGAAUCGAUUGACUAAAGAUUAAUCAGUUUUAGAUACAGAAAUUCUAUGGACUAUAUCUAUUCUAUAUAUUAGUUGCUCUAAUUUUAUAGGUAAUUUAUUUAUUUUAUGAUAAAUUUUAGCAAGUACACUAAUCAAUGUUUUUAGUAGUUCUUAUUAUAUUAUUUUUCCAGUUUUGAUAUUCUUAUAUGCAGUUUGGAAAGUUUAAAGAUUUUAUAUGGCUGCAAAUAGAGAACUCUAUAGAUUGGAAUCUAUAAGUAAAAGUCCUAUUUUAAGUUUCUUCUCUGAAACAGUGAAUGGAUUGAAUAUAAUAAGGGCAUUUAGGAAACAAGACUAAUUUUUAAAUAGACACACAAAAAAUAUUGAUUUAAAUAGGAAGAUAUAAAUAGCUUAAUUAUAAACUACAACAUGGUUUUCAAUGAAUUUAACAUUCACAAGUUUUAUAGUAAAUAUAUCUGCUAUUGCUUUUGUUUUGUUUUUUGGUAGUGAGAAUCCUGCAUUAGCUGGUUUACUUAUGACAGUUGCCACUGUUAUUGAUAAUAGCUUAUAAUCAGCGAUUAAUUCUAUCACUUAAGCAGAAACUUAAUUUAUAUCCUUUGAAAGAUGUUUAGCAUUUGCUAAAAUAGAACAUGAAAAUGGUUAUAAAUUAAAGAAGGAUUAUAUCUAAAAUUGGCCUUAAGUAGGAGAUAUUAAAAUAGAUUAAUUAAUUGUUAAAUAUAGAGAAAAUCUAUCACCAGCCUUAAGAGGACUUAAUGUUGUGAUAAAAAGUUAAGAGAAGAUUGGAGUUGUAGGUAGAACCGGAGCUGGAAAAUCAACUGUCACUUUAUCUUUAUUAAGAAUUCUUGAAGCUUCAAGUGGUUCUAUUAUAAUUGAUGGAGUGGAUAUAUCAACCUUAAAUUUAAAAUAGUUAAGAGAAUCAAUAACAAUGAUAUUAUAAGAAUCAACUCUAUUUGAAGGAACCUUAAGAGAGAAUCUUGACCCAUUACAUUAACAUACAGAUUAAGAAUUAAAUGAUGUAGCCUUACAAUGUUGUUUGGGAGAGUUAUUACUGUAAAAAAAAGGCUUGGAUUCUGAGAUAUCAGAAAAUGGAGAUAACUUAAGUGCUGGAGAGAAAUAAUUGAUAUCAAUAGCCAGGGCAGUUUUAAAAUAAUCUUAGAUAAUUUUAAUUGAUGAAGCAACGGCUAACAUUGAUAUUGAUACAGAAUCAAAAAUCUAACAGACAAUUUAAACAGCCUUUAAAAAAUGUACAGUAAUAACGAUUGCUCACAGAAUCAAUACUAUUAUGCAUUGUGAUAAGUAAUAGAUGUUAUUAAUUUAUUAGAAUAUUAGUUAUUGAUUAAGGAGAGGCCAAAGAGUUUGAUGAACCUUAAAAUUUACUAGAUAAUAAAUCUUCCAUUUUUUAUAGUUUGUACUUAUAGGGUAAAAAAAGUAAUAAGAUCUGA